Molecule: messenger RNA, 3430 nt
Organism: Misgurnus anguillicaudatus (oriental weatherfish)
Lineage: Eukaryota; Metazoa; Chordata; Actinopteri; Cypriniformes; Cobitidae
Source: RefSeq, a predicted model, not a curated record
UGAAUCUGGAUGACCGACUGACAUCAACUGGACGCAUUUCCAGCUCGUAAAUCACUGGUUCAGCCUCGUAAUGUUUGAUAACAUCGCCUAUAUUUCUAGAUUAUUCAAUUCUAACUCGAUGUAAAUAAAGAAGCGUUUAUCACAGCCGUCAAGCGGAGGGGAGCGGCGCGCGACCACCUUUAAACAAAAGCGCACGAUCUUGCUUUCGGAGGACAUCAAAGGCAUUUAAAGCUCUCCCUUCAUUCUUCUCAGUGUGUGUAGCUAGAUCGCUGGACAACAUACACACCGGUGCUUAGAUCAAGUGGACAACACAUUGGAUGCUGAGCAGAAAUAAACCGAUUAAAACAUCGCGAGACGGAAUACGCUUCAUUCAUCGAGGCACGCGACUGAAUGCAUUGAGGACUUCUUAAGGAUUUGGAUCAUUGUUGUAUACAAUUAUAGUCAACAGUCUCACUGGAGAUUUCAUCUGGAAAUAUGGAUUAGCCUCUUUAAAGGUAAAACAUCUACAGCUGCGUGACCGCUAUGGCUGCCGUGGUGAAUUAUUCCCCGCCGUGGUGGGUGAACCUUUUCCACCGCCUUCCCCACUUCAACCUACAGUUUCAGCUGACCAGCAGCGACUUCCGACCUGAGGACUCCGAGUAUCAAAAGGCCGUGUUGUUGCUAGGUGCAGUGGCGUUGGUAUGUUUGGCAUUGGACCUCCUCUUCCUCCUCUUCUACUCUUUUUGGCUCUGUUGUCGCCGCAGGAAGAACCAGGAUUCGCCUAAUGCGGAUUGCUGCUGCACCGCUUGGUGCGUGAUCAUUGCCACACUCGUUUGCAGUGCUGGCAUUGCCGUUGGUUUCUAUGGAAACGGCGAAACGUGCGACGGAGUGACACGACUGACAUAUUCCCUGCGCCAUGCUAACCAAACAGUGGCGGGCGUCGAUAAACUGGUAUCAGAGAGCACCAGUAGCCUAAAUGAAACCGUACAGGAGGGCCUGGUUCAGCUGGAGACUGCAUACUCCAAACAGACCGACUACCUGUCCAUCGUCCACAAACUGAAGGGCCAGCUGGACGAGCUGAUCAAGCUGAUUGUGGAGGUGCCUUUCUGGAACAAUACAGAUCUCUCACUGGAUCGCCUGGCGUCUGUCACCGAACAGUACGACUGGUACAGGUGGCUGGGUUAUCUUGGCUUGCUACUGUUUGAUGUGCUAAUCUGUCUGCUCGUUUUGGUUGGUCUCAUACGCAACUCGAGAAGCAUCUUAAUUGGUGUUUGUUUGCUGGGUGUUUUGACACUGGUGAUCAGCUGGGCUUCUCUUGGGUUGGAGUUCUCUGUUGCUGUGACUGCCAGUGAUUUUUGUGUUGCCCCUGACUCUUACAUCACCAAAGUGGCGCAUGAGAAAGCAGUUAUGAACCAAGACAUCUUGCAGUACUAUCUCAAGUGCAGCAUGGGACAGACCAACCCAUUUCAGCAGAAACUCUCUGGAAGCCACAAAGCACUUGUGGAGAUGCAGGAUGAUGUUUCUGAGCUCCUGCGCUCAGCUAUGAAAGAAUACCCCAAGACAAAGAGUAACCUGGAGGAGAUGCAGGCGGUGUUAAAUGCCACUGAGAUCAGCCUUCACCACCUCACUGCCUUGGUUGACUGUCGGAGUCUACACAUGGACUAUGUGCAGGCUCUGACUGGACUGUGUUAUGAUGGGGUCGAGGGGCUAAUUUAUCUGGUCCUGUUCUCAUUCGUCACCGCCCUGAUGUUUAGCUCCAUCGUUUGCAGUGUGCCUCAUACCUGGCAGGGCAAGAGGUCUGAGGAGGAGGAUGCCGAUGAGACUUCGGGCACCCUCGGCUCGCGAGCGCCGCACGAUAACCUGUACCGCGUGCACAUGCCUAGCCUGUACAGCUGUGGCAGCAGCACCUACGGCAGUGAGGCUAGCCUCCCCGCUGCGGCACAUACUGUCAGCAACGCACCAGUCACUGAGUACAUGAGCCAGAACGCUAACUUUCAGACCCCUCGAUGCGAGAACACGCCACUCAUUGGCAGAGAAUCCCCCCCACCGUCAUACACCUCAAGCAUGAGAGCUAAAUAUCUGGCAACCAGUCACCCGGACCCAUCCAGGCCAUCGGAAUCCCAGAACGGCCUGGAACCCAGCAUCCGACCAGAAUUAAGCAGCCGCUCCGCUCCUAACAGCCGACCAAAUUCAGUUAUCCACCGACCCCACUCCGCCAUCCAUUAACCACCCUCAAGCGAAAAAAGCGACAUCAUUCAGAAACGCAAAGCAACUACCUGUUAUCAAAUCCACCAGUAUGAAGUUUGUCUCCAGAGAUUUUUCUUCUCUUGGUUUACUUUAACCUCAAUCCUCAGUUUUCUGGUUUAGGCAAACAAACAUACUUGAUCCGGCACUGCUUUGGCAAGAUUGAUCCUGCCAAACGUUCAACCAAACUGCCAUUUUUACUUCCCUAAUUUCACACAGUGUAUCACAGCAACUAAACUGCCCUCUUUUGGAGGACUCGUCUCUGUUGUCCGCACAGUAAAUGUCAUAUUACCCUUACAGAGUCUCUCAGGGCAGCCAUAUUGGCAAGGACUGCAGGUCCACAUUAUCACAGCAGGAUGGUUUAUAUAGCAUUGUCGUUUUUAAACUUUUCCUAGUAGGCAAGAAAUCUCACUAUGACGUCUGAUUUUAUGAUGGUUUUAUAUUUUUAGGUGUUUUUCGAAAUUACGACACUGAUAAUAUAGUUUGAAAUAGCUUUAAAAGUGCAGCCUUUGUGCUUUCUCUGCAGUUCCUGGCAAUAUGGCAGCAUUCGUCUUAUCUUACAGAUUUCCAUGACUACUAUUUGAAAAAAUUGUUCUGUCAAGAAUGAAUAUUUCAUCAUCAUUUACUCAUCCUUGCGUCAUUCGACGCAAAACGGGGUAUUUAUUUACCUGAAUGUCUAAGCCAUACUGUAAAAAAAGUGGACGACGUGUCUCCAUGGAAAAUUGUGGCCUAAAUAUUUCAGAAUUGGCUGCUGACAUCUUGCACCAAUGAUGUUAUUUGGAGUCUGCGCAGUAGUGAUCGUGAGGUGGAGCUGCUGUAUCAAGGCCCCGCCUAAUUUCCUUGUUUGACUCAAACACAAAUCAAGUCAUCACAUCCCAUUUAAUAACACACUUCAACCAAACUUAUUAGAAAAGGACAUCAACAUAAUAGGAAAUAACUAAAAUAACAUAAAACAUAAAAAAAGUGUAAUUUGAUUAAGUUUGGCUCACGUCCCAUUCGUUCACAUGGAGAGGGCAAGGAUUAUAACCUAUACUGCAGCCAGCCACCAGGGGACGAACUAAACGUUUUCCAUCACAUUUUAGGAUGUCCUUUUACCCUACAAUGAAAGUCGAUGGGGACCAGCCGUGGUCACCAUUCACUUUCUGUAUAAGGUUACAUUCAAUGAACUACAUACUGUAAGGAUAAGUAAAUGAAGAUAGAAAUGUCA